Molecule: messenger RNA, 1073 nt
Organism: Culex quinquefasciatus (southern house mosquito)
Lineage: Eukaryota; Metazoa; Arthropoda; Insecta; Diptera; Culicidae
Product: serine protease 1
Exons: 3
Coding region: 108-911 (267 amino acids)
Biological process (GO): proteolysis
Molecular function (GO): serine-type endopeptidase activity
Source: RefSeq, a predicted model, not a curated record
CAAUAAAUUACUUUUUAAGUGAUAUCGAUAUCUAAUCUCAAAAUGAGUCGCAUAAAGCAGCCUGCCCUUUGUCUAGCGAUCAGUUUUACGUCAAAGUUUGGCCAAACAUGCAAUCGAUAUUUGGAUUGUUUCUUUUGCUGGGCACAGCGCUCGCUGUCUCAACAGAUCGUUCAAGCAGGAUCAGCAAUGGAGAAACUGCCAGUGCUCUCGACUACCCAUCCGCCGUUGGAAUUCUUAUAUCCGGAACAUCUUCCCAUACAUUUUGUGGAGGUGUCCUAAUAUCGACUAGAUUCAUUUUGACGACUGCAAGUUGUGUUUCAGGGACAAAUACUCUAACUGUACUGGCCGGUGCCAGUGAUAUGACCAGGAUAGUGGAAAUCAUUCCAGUGUUGAACAUUCCUUCGCAUAUCAUCAUUCAUCCAAACUACAGUUCGUUCUUCAAUCGGGACGACUUGGCCAUCGUCCAGCUUUCGCGUCCCGUCGCUUUGGGAGACUACAUUGGCGUAGCACGACUGCCCCGACGGUACCACGUUCCGUUCACCUUCACGGGUUGGAACACGACCAUCGUCGGCUGGGGAAACACUGGAAAUCGGGACAACGAGCCCCUGCCGUUGCAGCAUCUUCAGUACGCCCAUGGCGAUGUGAUUACCAACUUUUCCUGUGGGCUAUCGCACAGUUUUGUUCGCGAUGGACACAUUUGCACCUCCACGGACAACGGGGGACCGUGCGAUGGAGAUGAAGGAGCACCAAUUUAUUCGGAUGUCGACGGAGAAAAACUAGUAAUUGCAGUUCACUCAUUCCACUAUUCAGGACUCAGAGGAUGCGAUCGGGGUCGAUCAGCAGUGAAUACUCGUCUCACGAUGUAUUUGGAUUGGAUUCAAGAUAAUAGUGAUGUUGUUAUUCUUCCAUAAUUCUUUCUUCAUCUUUAAAAUAGGUUUGGUGGCUUUUGUUCCGAAAUUACCGAAUUACCAAAUAAAAAUUGUUUGAUGGCUUCUGAACUCAAAAUACACGAUUUUAUUUCGAAAAUUGCAACGGUUUCUUUAAUCUACUAAAAAUCGUGAAACAAAAAAAAA